Schistocerca serialis cubense is the source of this 2622-nucleotide messenger RNA. RefSeq lists its product as uncharacterized. Lineage: Eukaryota; Metazoa; Arthropoda; Insecta; Orthoptera; Acrididae. Bases 93 to 2240 code for a protein of 715 amino acids. The record is from RefSeq and is a predicted model, not a curated record. The transcript has 4 exons.
GUUGUCACUUGUCAGAUAGAUGUAAACAAACAGUAUGUGCCGCCUCGUGCCUUUUGUUAAGCGCGGUUAAAAUUGGUGCUCUGUAGUGAAGCAUGCAGGGAACAACGCUCUGGGAAGGAAGCACUUGUCCGCUCUGCAAAACGAAAGGAAUUAAUUCGAAACUGAAGUUUUUCCGCUUAAAUUUACGUGUCGCAGCUUUGUUAUGUAAACACAAAAAGUGUCCAUUUCCAGUGAGUACAGAGUAUCCUGACACAUUUGUCCGUGUUGGUCGAGAUGGCAAGAUUAUACCAGGUUCAGAGUCUGAGAGAGGUUGGCCACAGGAAGAGGAAGAUGAUUCUGAUGACUCACCAUAUAUUUCUGAUACAUCAGAAGAGUCUGUUACAUUUCCAGAUAUUUUCCCAGACGUCAAGACUCUGCAAAAUGUUUCAUCAGAGAAUACAAAUGAUAAAGGAGUCUUGGAAGUUGAUGCAUUUGAUAUAAGCAAUAUUGAUUUUGAAACUGACGACAGUAUGGAUAUAUUCAAACUACGAAAUGAGAUAACUUCCCUAGAAAAGGAAAUUACAAAGUGUGUAGAAAAUAUGAAAGCUGUGCCACCCCAUGUUAACUAUAAAGGUUCUCCAGUGCUUAAUAACUACAGCGAAAAGUGUGAAAAUCCAGGCACAGUGGCAGCCAAAGCUUUUACAAGUUUGGAUGAUAACAUUUGUACUGAUACACAAAGAGAAUCAGGUACAAAUUGCAUUAGCUGUGUGAAAAUGAACGAAAAUGUGAUGGAGCAGAGUAACAGUAGAAACUCUGGUAAUACAAUAUUGCAUGAACAUGAUUCACCUACUAGCAUACCUAGAAGUCUUGAACUUACUGAAGUGAGUGAAGAAUUAGCCAGCUGUAUGCAGCAUUCAGAAGUCAGCGCCCCGAUUUCUAAUAUGUGUAUUUCGAGCCACAAACAUGCAGAUGUUCAGAGUAAGAGCAAGAGAAAUUGUAGAGGUGCAGGCCACAAUGAUGGUAGUGAUCAUGAUGAUGGUUUUGAAGAAGUGAAAAGCACCAGUAACAGUAAUGACAACAAUGUGAAAAAUCCAGAGCAGGAACAAACAAUACUAUUAAUUCCCCAAGAUACAAAAAAUACCGUGGGAAAUGAUUUAUCUAGGGUGUGUGAAUUACAUGCAGAAUUAGUCAUUAGUGAAUCAGUAAGGACUAAAAAAAAUAUUGAUUGUGACAAGGAGAUAUGUAAUGAUAAAGAAGUGGUCAUUAUAUUUGAUGAUGAUAAGAGUAGUGAGUGUAAUGACAAUAAUGCAGGAAAGCAGCUUGAUGGUGUAUCUAUGGCAGAUACCACAAAUCCAGAACCUGAACCCCUGGUGUUGUUAAAUCAUCAGAGUACGACAAAUACUGUAGGAAAUCAUUCACCAGGAAAGCUUGAAUUAUUUGCAGAAUUAAUCCCUGGUGUAUCAACAUUCAAUAAAAAAGAUAAUCAUUGUAUGAAAGAUUUGUGUGAGGAUAAAGAUGUGGUCAUUAUAUUGGAUGAUGAUAAGAAUAGUGUUAGUACAAAAAAUACAGUAGCAAAUGAUUUACCAAGAAAGAGUGAAUUACAGGCAGAAUUAUUAAGUGCUGAAUUAGUACCCAUUCAGAAAGAUGAUGAUGGUCAUGAGGUGUAUAAAAUUGUGACAGUUGAUAGUGAUACAUCAUCCACAGGCUUCCUUGGGGAUUCAAGAAACUAUGAAGUUAUAGAUGUACAAUUAAGUUCGUGUGAAAACCUGGAAUCAACUCGAAACACUGACGGGAGGAAAACUACAAACGUGCAUCACAGUGCUCAAAAUACUAUUGAGCAACUUGAUAAGAAAAGCAGUAUAACUUGCUCAAAUUCAGGGAGUGUAACACCAUCUGUAAAAAUAAAAAUUGUAGAAGAAGAUGGACUAUUUGUGUGCAAAACUGAUGCACAUUCUAGUGUUUCAGAAGUAGAGGAAACAAAGCAGGUUCAAAAUACGUCUGCAAGAAACAAUGCUCAUUCUAAAAACUGUGUUUGUUUUUUAUGUAAAGAAUCUGAUCAGAAGGGCAUCACAUCACAUCUUGACCGGGCACUGGCAGAUAUUUUCCCAGAGGAAUGUCCUACUGAUAAACACUUGAAAGAGAGAGAACUUCGAACAGAAAGAGAAGUCAUGAAAGACUUUCUUCGUUACAUGACUGGAAAUAAUAGCCUGAAGGAUGCCAAAAAGAGUCCCAAAAAGAGAAAACGUAUCUUUCAUCUAUAAUUCCCAACACUGUGUGCAGGAAGACUUCUGUAUAAUAUCAGUAUGUGACUCCAUUCUAAAAGGCAAGUACAAAAAUGUGAGUGAAAUGUGAAUAACUUAUCUUUGAGCCACAUCGCUAAAUGCCUUAAAGUGCAAGAGAAAAGGGAAUGAAGGCAAAAACCUGGAAGAGAAGAGAAUGUGAUACACAGAGUUAUGCGAGAGAUAUGUUAGGGGCAAGAGUGUGGUCCAUACUGACAAAUGUGGUGUUCAUAAGAUUUACUGUAUACCAAACGACUGCCUCUGCCAGCAAAAUUUUUGUAUUUCUUGCUUUUUCUCUCUUUGCAUUGCAAUGAGGCUCCAGUUUUUGAAUUCUAGUCCUAGUGCAAAAUUGCUUUUAUAUUCA